Molecule: messenger RNA, 1491 nt
Organism: Rotaria sordida
Lineage: Eukaryota; Metazoa; Rotifera; Eurotatoria; Philodinida; Philodinidae
Source: the annotation of a GenBank genome assembly
AUGAUCUUCACUACAGUAAGUUAUCGUGCUAAGUUUAAAUUAGCAAGAACUAAUAAUGACGAUUUACAAACAUGUCUUUCAUCGUCACUGCCAUUGUCAAUACGUACUAUUUAUCCAUGUAGUACUUUAGCAAAUCAAAAUAGCUCUCAAUAUCAAUGUGAUCAUUUUAAUGUUAGUGGAUUGUCGAGUGUUCGUGGAGGUCGAAUUUCUCAUUUUCCUGCUGUUAUUGUUUAUGCAACGGACAGUAACAAUGUACAAAACGUGGUAAAAUGUGCAACAAAAUUAAAUUAUAUUGUCAAUGCAAGAAGUGGAGGUCAUAGUUAUGAAGGCUAUUGUUUAGGUUCAAUGUACAACAAUAUUGUUAUUAACAUGGAAGCGAUUAAUUACACUCAUAUUAAUCAAUAUGAUGGAACUGGUACAUUUGGAGCUGGUGCAAGAAUUGGUCCAAUCUAUUACAGAACAUAUCAAUAUAAUUAUACAAUUAAUGCUGGCAGUUGUCCAUGGGUGGGACUUGCUGGUCAUGCACUUGGCGGUGGUCAAGGUUUUCUUGGUCGAUUACAUGGAUUAUUAUCCGAUAAUAUUUUGGAAAUGAAAGCUGUUAAUGCUCAAGGUGAAUUAAUAACAAUAAAUGAAACUCAUGAACCCGAAUUAUAUUGGGCAUUACGUGGUGCUGGUGGAGGUUUGUUUGUUAUUGUCACAGAAUUUAAAAUUCGAUUAGUUAAACCUCCGUCACUCGUCAGGCAUUUUUCAUCUAUAUGGUAUCUAAAUGCAACAAAAUUAGUAAUGCAACGAUAUCAAUCAUUGUUAUUUGAUGACAAAAUAUCGAACUUUAGUAAUAAUCUAGUUUUAGUAAUGGGUGUAUCGAAGAUUAAUGUAACAAUUUCAAUAUUUUAUUUUGGUAUUGAAUUUGACGAAUUUAAUAAAACUAUAUCGUUACUGUUGACAACGUUACCCAUUCCAAAUAGAACGGAUUUGUAUGAACAAGAUUGGUUAACUUUUGUUUAUAAAACGUCAGGAAUUGAUGAUGAUAGUGAUGAUCUUCAACGAUUGUUACUUGAUAAUUUAACAUAUCCAACACAUUAUUUUAAAGCCAAACAUUUAUUUUAUGAUCGACCAAUAAGUAGUCAUAGUCUUGAUAAAUUUAUCGAUGGAUUAGCAUCAGGCGAUGGUCAAAUUAUUAUGAUAUUUAUCCCUUGGGAUGGAUAUUUAAGUACAAUUCCAGUUGAUGAAACAGCAUUUCCACAUAGACAUUAUAAAUUUAGUAUUCAGUUCACAGUUUAUCCUAAUGAUGAGCAACAUGAAAAACAACAAAUGAAUUGGUUAAAUCAAGUAUAUUUGGCGGUCUACAAUGAUUCAGCAAAAUAUUCAUAUAUUAAUUACAUUGAUAGAGAUGUACCGAAUUGGAUGAGUGUUUAUUAUCAUACACAUCAACAACGAUUAAUUAAUAUUCAACAUAUGUGUCAUAUUUACCUUGAUUAUUUACCUUCUUAA